AUGAACGAUCGGAGACCGCGAUUGCGUUCAUCUCGUCGAGACGAACCCAUUUUGCUAUUCAUAUGUCUGUUCCGGACUCUUCAGUGCUCGUGCUUCGCGUCUUUCUCUCGCGUGUCUCUCUCUCUCACACACUCUCUCUCUCCAUCGCUGCUGUGCGCUGCUGUCCGCUGCGCCGGCCGUCGCCGCCAGAGCGUCGCGCCGCCGUGCGCUCGCGUUGCUGCCGCGCUGCCGUCCGCCGCGCCGGCCGUCGCUGCCAGAGCUAGCGUCGCGCCGUCGUGCGCCUGCGCGCCGCUGCCGCGUGCGCCGCGCCGCCGCCGUCGCGCCGCCGUGCGCGCUGCCGCCACCUGCUCUGUGCUGGCCGCCGUGAAGAAGCAAGCAGCAGCCAGCACCGAAGAAGCAAGCAAGCUGCCGGCAGAGCAAAGAAGCCAGGAAGAAAAAAGAGAAAAGAAAAGAAAAGAAAAGGAAAGAGGAAAAAAAAAGAAGAAGAAAGAAAGGAAAAAAAAAAGGGAAAAAAAAGAAGGAAAAGGGAAAAGUUGGAAAUUUCGGAUUUUCGUCGGAUUCAUCGUCAAUCUUUCGAAGAUGGUACUAUUUUCGGACGUUCUUGAUCGAAUUUUCUUCAUCGUCGGUAAAGGUAUGUUUAGAUGUUGACGUGCAUUUUGGGGAUGGAUCUCGGUAGCUGCACACACUAACUUAUCACGAUGUCGAUAGCUCAACCGGUGUAUACAAGUGGUGUGUCUGAUGGUUCGUUGUUUGUUUUUGUUUAUGUUGUGGUACGACGCUGGUAGCGUCGUGGUGGACUCUAUAUAUAUGCUGGUUAUAUCUGUUUCUGCCUGCCUGUGAUAUUUUCUUUUGGUCAGUUAUACCUCUCUAUAGAGGAAAUACUGCCAAAAUUUCCUUUUUUUAUAUAAAUAGGCUUGGUUGUAAAGUAGGGUGUUACAGCUUGGUAUCAGAGCCUAGGCUUUAGAUCCUAGGUAAUUGAAUGAUAAACCUGA
Molecule: messenger RNA, 992 nt
Organism: Phragmites australis (common reed)
Lineage: Eukaryota; Viridiplantae; Streptophyta; Magnoliopsida; Poales; Poaceae
Product: actin cytoskeleton-regulatory complex protein PAN1-like
Exons: 4
Coding region: 1-648 (215 amino acids)
Source: RefSeq, a predicted model, not a curated record